Molecule: messenger RNA, 1311 nt
Organism: Aspergillus welwitschiae
Lineage: Eukaryota; Fungi; Ascomycota; Eurotiomycetes; Eurotiales; Aspergillaceae
Product: PMM-domain-containing protein
Exons: 7
Coding region: 1-1311 (436 amino acids)
Biological process (GO): mannose metabolic process; protein N-linked glycosylation; GDP-mannose biosynthetic process
Cellular component (GO): cytosol
Molecular function (GO): phosphomannomutase activity
Source: RefSeq, a predicted model, not a curated record
AUGCUCAGUUCUGAACCGUGCAGGGAAUCCCUGAAGUCUCAUCCAGACAGAGUUCCUGUCGAUUCACCAGAGAGGGCGGCUCGGACACGCAAGUUCCAGGAGAUUAGCGAUGCUUAUUACACGUUGUCAGAUGUAUCACGCCGACGGGAGUAUGAUGCGAUGAGGAUGGCAGGCGGUGUCGAGGAGGAAGAGGAGGAAGUACCCCGUGGAGGUGCAGGAGGAUUCCCCUGGUCUGCUUUUGGCUUUGGCUCGGCCGAUAGUGAGCAACGCGCAUCCGAGCAAUUCGGGUCGGUGUUUGAAGAAAUGCUGCGUGAAGAGGGCCUAGCCAGCGAAGGCACAGAUGCUGACGGUCAGACUCGUUCACACCCGACGUCUCGGUUCUGGUCCGUUAUAGCCAAUGCUCCUGGAGCAUUGGCUGGCGCAGUUGCUGGCAAUCGUCUUGGUGCAGUGCGAGAUGCCAAAGGAAAGAGUGUUUACGAUGUCUUCCUCCAGCUUCCUCAGACCGAUCGUGCACGGCUUUUGAGUGAAUUAGCAGCCAAGGACCGCCCCCUCAAGGGCACAAUCUGUCUCUUCGAUGUCGACAAGACGCUAACGCCUGCCAGAGCUAAUGUUACCCCGGAGAUGCUCACGCUUCUCUCUCAGCUGCGUCACAAGUGCGCGAUCGGAUUCGUUGGUGGCUCGAAUCUUCCCAAGCAGCAAGAACAGCUCGGUAGAAACACUACGGACGUCACAACCCUAUUCGAUUUCUGCUUCGCUGAGAACGGAUUGACCGCUUUCCGCCUGGGCAAACCUCUUCGCAGCAACAGCUUCAUCCAAUGGCUGGGAGAGGAGAAAUACCAGAAGUUGGUCAACUUCUUGCUCAAGUACAUCGCCAACUUGGAGAUUCCUAAGAAGCGCGGCACCUUCGUUGAAUUCCGCAAUGGUAUGAUCAACGUCAGCCCGAUUGGCAGGAAUGCCAGCACCGAGGAGCGGAAGGAAUUUGAAGCGUAUGAUAAGAUUCACAACAUCCGCCGAGACCUUGUAGAUGCGCUCAAGAAGGAGUUCCCUGACUAUGGUCUAAGCUACUCCAUUGGUGGUGAAAUUUCUUUUGACGUUUUCCCGACCGGCUGGGACAAGACUUACUGCCUACAACACGUCGAAGCCGAGAAAGAUAUCACGGGUAUCGAUUACAAGACGAUCCACUUCUUCGGUGACAAGACAUUCCCCGGUGGUAAUGACUACGAGAUCUACAGUGACCCUAGGACGAUCGGUCACUCCGUUGAGGACCCUGAUGACACCAUGAGGCAGUUGAGGGAGCUCUUCCAGCUCUAG